CUUUAUCUCUUUAUAACACUCUACACUACUUGUUCUUCCUUGGGAGAUAGCAUUCUCCCACUGGUUUCUUACAAGAUACUAAUCCUGUGCGGUUAUUUAGAUCAUAGUUCUCAUCUCAGAUCCUUAACCACUAACAUCCUUAAAAGAGGCCACAUAACAUAUUUGUGGUGUUGGGUCUGGGUUUGGCAACACAGGAUGAUCACUUUUGUCCCAUCAGGCCAGUUAGGUCCACAUAUUGGCAGGGCUGCAGGGUUGCAAAGGAUCUGAACCAUCACCUAUCUGCCCUCAGUAUUCCCUUUGAAGGCCAUGCACAAAGAUCUAGUGCAGAGUCAAAACUGACAGUGCUUUGCCCAGGCACCCAGGAGGGUGGGCUCCUGCCACUGCACUCUGAGGAAGAAACGCAUAGAAUACACGCAUCAUAGAUAGCACCAUUGUGUGCUCAGAGCAUGUCACUGGGGUGGUGCUAGCAGAGCUGUGCUGCUGCUACGUGCUGAAGUACAGCUCACUUCACAGUGAACUGGCUGUGCUCUCCUGCUUUUUAGAUACAAGAGUUGCCUUUUUUUCUUUAAUUAUAGAAUUUGGGAGUCAGAUAUCAGUUAAAGGGAAGGGAAGAGAGGGAAGAAGAUUCGUGGGCGACCCUAGGCUCCAAUAAUGGAGGAAGAAAUCAAUUAUGGUGCCCAGACAAUGAACAUCCCCAGAAGGAGACGCUGGUACACCCGCCUGUGGCAUUCAUGUCUGGAUCUUAGAUGCAUGCAUCCUCAGAAAAAGAAGAAAUAUCCCCUCUACUUGAUUGGCUAUGAUCCUAUAGGUCCAUUACAACGAGCGGCCAGCGUGGGUGACCUUGAUACAACAGAGAAGUUAAUCCACUCCAGUCAACAUCAUGUGGAUGAAUCUGAUAGAAGGAAAAGGACUUCGCUGCAUUAUGCAUGUGCCCACAACCAUCCAGACGUGGUGACACUAUUAUUAGAAAAUAAUUCCAGCAUUAACAUCCGGGAUGAUGAAGGCUGCACACCCUUGAUUAAGGCCACCCAACGAGACAAUGUGGAUUGUGCUUCCGUAUUGCUCACCCACAAUGCGGAUCCAAAUCUGAUAGAUUUCAGUGGGAACACAGCCUUACACCAUGCUAUAUCCAGGGGUAACUUAAGGAUUGUAAAAAUGCUCCUUGAGCACAACGUAGACAUUGAAGCCAAAACAGAGUAUGGCUUGACACCAUUGCAACUUGCAACAUUUGAACAGAAACCUGAAAUGGUAGAAUUUUUAGCAGCAAAGUGUGCAAAAAGCUCAGUGACCCCCUCCUGGUCACCCAGUCCCACAGUCUCUCCCUGCCCCUCCUCCACUUCACCUCUGAGCAGUUUGGGACUCCAUGUAUGUCCAAACCCUGGCACUUCGUCUCUCUCUGAGGACAGAAAAAGUAGCUCAGCUAGAAGAAUAAAACUGAGUACUGGAUCGUCAGCUCAGAGAACUGAAGUGAAGCAUGUCAGGUUCAAUGAAGAAGUCUUAUACUUUAAAGAGGAAAGGCCUUUGUCCUGUGAAGCAAGACCACCAGGACAGCUUAAAUCUAUCUUGAAAAACACUGUCCAGUAUAAUACAGUUAAUGAGAAAAUUACAAGAAGAACAUCACUGUGGUGUUCAAAAGGAGAAGAUGUCAGGUAUACUUCCUGUAUCAAGGUGCGAGGAAAUAAACCACCUAUUUUCCGUCCCUUUCCUCGGAAGCAUAGAAUUCAUGUGCUUGAGGCUCCUGGUGACAUUGAGCCAACUCAAUCCACCUGUGCUGCUGACUGCAGGGCUCCUGCUGAUGCUGAGCCAAAUUCUUCCACCUGUGCUGCUGUCAAUGGGGCUCCUGUUAAUGUUGAGCCAACUCCUUCACAACUUGCUCCUCACAGUGGUGCUCCUGCUGAUGUUGAGCCAACUACUUCCCAGUGUGCUCCUGACUGUGAGGAUCCUGCAGUCAUUGAGCCAACUCAUUCCACCUGUGCUGCUGACAGCAGGGCUCCUGCUGACAUAGAACCAACUCCUUCACAACUUGCUCCUGACAGGGGUGCUCCUGCUGAUGUUGAGCCAACUCAUUCCACCUGUGCUGCUGACACCAGGAUUCCUGCUGACAUAGAACCAAGUCCUUCACAAUGUGCUCCUGACAGUCCUGCUCCUUCUGAUAUUGAGCAAAUUACUUCCCCAUGUCCUUCUGACAGUUCUGAAUCUGAUGAAAAAUAUGACUUAGAAACAGGUGAGGAACCCAGUCCUGUUGCUGACCUAGAUGAAGAUAUAGCUGAGGAUUUUUAUGACGCUUUAGAGUCAGCUGAUCUCACUGGCCAUAGCGGGUCCACUGUCCAGGUACCUGGUUUUCUUUGGGAACCAGAUAUGCUACUGCUGCCAGUAAUGCCCUUGAUGUGGUUUUUUACAUUCCUGUUAUCAAUGAUGAUGUGGAUUAGAAAUGGAAUUCCCAAGUGUGCUAUGAAGAAAAUGGCCAAGGACCUCCCUCCAAGAGAAAAGAUAAACCCGGUAAGGUGGACCACAGUAGUUGCUUAAAAUAGAUGAACUUUUAUUUUAGAUAGAAAAGUAGAUAUCUUUGAUACUAAUAGUCAUGAUUAAUACAUUUCAUGCUAUUUAAGCAUUACCUAGAAUCAGAAAACAUUGUUUCCUUUUCCCAACUUAUUGAAAAUACUUCACAUAGUGUAACAAAACCAGUUUAGACCAACACAACUGACCAUGGUACUUGGUUGUCUCCCAUCCUGGAAUGAGGUAAUUUUUUUUCACUCCCAUUGAAAACAUUAGUUUCUGUUAAACAUUGGUGUCUAUUUAUCUCUGCUCUUCUGAACUCUGACUUGUGAGGAUAGUAUCAGCCUGGAAACAAACAUUCCAAAGGAAGCGACAUCUGAGAAUAAAAUUAACAAAACAA
This is a messenger RNA of Mus musculus (house mouse), 2896 nucleotides long. RefSeq names its product POTE ankyrin domain family member 3C (gene Potefam3c). The transcript is spliced from 12 exons. NCBI's taxonomy places the organism in Eukaryota, Metazoa, Chordata, Mammalia, Rodentia, Muridae. The coding region runs from base 652 to 2526 and encodes 624 amino acids. The record is from RefSeq and is a predicted model, not a curated record.